CAACAUUCAAGGAUUCAUUUGUGUUGUAUAUGCAUGUACUGCUGUAUGUGACUUUGUAUGUAAAGCAACUUAAGUUGGUGUCUGUUUCUAACUAGUGGUUUCAGCAUCCCUGAAAUGACCGCAUUGAGUGUGUCCAAGGUGACAGUGACGAAGGCAGGUUGACGGCAAGUCGUCACGAAGGAGGAAUGAUUUUUCUCUCUGCCGGAUAUAGACACUGACAAUGCGAGAGAUCAUAAGCCUUCAUAUUGGGCAGGCAGGCGUACAGGUCGGGAACGCUUGCUGGGAACUGUUUUGCCUGGAACAUGGUAUCGGAUCAGGUGGUCGCCGAGUCGACCAGGUGAACGGGGGAGAUUUCAUUUCAUCCGAUUCCUCGUUCAAUGCUUUCUUCGCAGAAACAGCACAGAAGCAAUAUGUUCCAAGAUGUGUGAUGGUUGAUUUGGAGCCAACUGUUGUGGAUGAUGUUCGAAAAGGGAGUUACGGGAAACUCUUUCAUCCUGACUACCUCUUGUCGGGAAAGGAAGAUGCUGCGAACAACUUUGCCAGAGGAUAUUACACCGUCGGCCGAGAGAUGGCCGAUACAGUGAUGGAGUGCAUUCGUCGCCUUGCCGACAACUGCGACGGUCUCCAAGGGUUCUUAGUGUUCCAUGCUGUCGGUGGUGGGACUGGUAGUGGUCUCGGCUGCCACCUCAUGGAAACGCUAUCUGUGGAGUUCGCGAGGAAACCGAAACUCAACUUCUGUGUUUGGCCGAGUCCGCAGGUGUCAACUUCUGUCGUCGAACCUUACAACGCCGUCCUGAGCUCUCACUCUCUGUUGGAGUAUACUGACGUGGCGGUGAUCCUCGACAAUGAAGCUGUUUAUGAUAUAUGUCGCCGAAAUUUGGAUAUACAGAUACCUUCCUAUUGCGAUCUCAAUAGAAUCAUUGCACAGGUCAUCUCUUCGGUCACCACCUCUCUUCGUUUCGACGGCGCACUCAAUGUGGACAUGACAGAGUACCAGACGAAUCUGGUGCCAUAUCCGCGCAUUCAUUUUCUGCUGACCAGCUACGCGCCACUUUUGUCCGCAAGCAAAUACAGACAUGAGCAAAUGAACGUCAGGGAGAUCACUGUUGCUGCAUUCGAAGAAAGAAACAUGAUGGCCAAGUGUUGCCCCUCUAAGGGGAAGUACAUGGCUUGUUGUUUGAUGUACAGAGGGGAUGUUACUCCAAAGGAUGUUAAUGCUGCAAUGGGGACCAUCAAAUCAAGGCGAGACAUCAACUUCGUCGAUUGGUGCCCCACUGGAUUCAAAACUGGUUUAAACUACCAGCCACCUACAUUCGUGCCAGACAGUCACCUGGCUGCAGCGCCGCGCUCUGUUUGCAUGAUGAGCAACUCCACGGCAAUCAAGGAGGUUAUACAGAGGAUAGACAUCAAGUUUGACAAAAUGUACUCCAAGAGAGCCUUUGUCCACUGGUUCGUAGGUGAAGGAAUGGAAGAGGGACAACUCACUGAAGCACGCGACGACUUGGCAGCUCUGGAGAGAGACUACGACGAAGUUGCCUCUGACACAAAGAUGGAUGCCGACGACGAAGAGGAUUUGAAUGAGGAUUUCUUCCCGAACUGAGCAGUUUGUCGGGAAUCAGAUAGAAGCCUUCUGUUUGUUUAUGGAAUGACAGUGGGGCGUCUACACGCAGUGUUACUACUCUAAGAGAAUGGCGCUACCCGAAACAGGGAAGGAGCGUUUUCUCAGCAGUCCUCUCUCAGUAUGUUGUUAAACGCAGUUUUCCGAUGGCAUUUUAAGCAUGCUGCCACAAUUGUCACGAUUUACUGGAUUUUUCAAGAUAAUUCACUCCGGUCGUUUCACGAAGCACUGUACGUCCUAUCAGAUGUGCCUUUAGCUCUACAAAGAAGGGUUGAGGGAAGUGUCUGUCUACUGCUGUUUGUCUAAUCAACGUUUCAAAUGCCUGGCACGCAUGAAAGCGCCACCGGGCAUGUGAAAGGAAUUGUUAUAAUCGAGCUUCGCUGACCCUAGCCACUCACGCCCUGUAAACUUUCGGCAUGUGCUCGUCGGUAUCUCAUUCCAUUUCACAAGUGGCUUCUGCCACAUACGCAGGCCCCAACAGCUGUCUGUGAUGCGUUUUCAGUGAUAAGAAAGGGGAAACUACGUGGAUGUGUUUUUUUGACGCUUUCUACGGUUUCUUCAUUUUGUUUAUUCGCGGCGCGGAGAAACUGCACAAGGCUUGUGUGUCUAUCCUGUAUUUCAAGAUCUGUCUGAGCUGCUGGUUUGAUAUCAAAACAUUGAAGUUCAAACAAUACAUGUGCAGAUGAAUCCAAUGUAUGCUCAUAUAUUACUGUGGAAUUAUAUGCAUUCACACAUACACUCUUCCGCGGUCAAGCAUAACAGUGAUUUUGUUGUGUCACAACAGAGGUGUUCAUUUGAAGAGAAUAUUUUUCUA
Toxoplasma gondii ME49 is the source of this 2432-nucleotide messenger RNA. Its product is annotated as alpha-tubulin I, putative. Bases 221 to 1600 code for a protein of 459 amino acids. The record is from RefSeq and is a predicted model, not a curated record. The transcript has 7 exons. NCBI's taxonomy places the organism in Eukaryota, Apicomplexa, Conoidasida, Eucoccidiorida, Sarcocystidae. Gene Ontology annotation, molecular function: GTP binding; structural constituent of cytoskeleton. Gene Ontology annotation, biological process: microtubule cytoskeleton organization; mitotic cell cycle. Gene Ontology annotation, cellular component: cytoplasm; microtubule.